This is a messenger RNA of Magnolia sinica, 1624 nucleotides long. RefSeq lists its product as uncharacterized. Gene Ontology annotation, cellular component: BRCA1-A complex; BRISC complex. Gene Ontology annotation, molecular function: metallopeptidase activity; cysteine-type deubiquitinase activity; polyubiquitin modification-dependent protein binding. The transcript has 10 exons. The record is from RefSeq and is a predicted model, not a curated record. NCBI's taxonomy places the organism in Eukaryota, Viridiplantae, Streptophyta, Magnoliopsida, Magnoliales, Magnoliaceae. The coding region runs from base 116 to 1417 and encodes 433 amino acids. Gene Ontology annotation, biological process: double-strand break repair.
GGUUGUUGGUGACUCUCCGAGAUCGAAAGCAGCCCCAAAACCCCUCUCUUUCUCUCUCAUUCACAGAAAAAGAAGUCUAAAAUCAUCUGAGAAAAGAGAAAGAAGUGGAUCGAAAAUGUCACUUACAGGGGUGAAAAUGUCAGAAGAAGUGUGGCUGACAUGCCUCACCCAUUCUUUGUCUACAGAGACUGAAGAGAUCAUGGGCCUCCUCCUCGGUGACAUCCAGUACUCGAGUAAUGGGAAUGCCACCGCUCUAAUCUGGGGUGCAUCGCCUCAGACACGGUCUGAUCGUCGCAAGGACCGUGUUGAGACCAAUCCUGAGCAGUUGGCAGCAGCAUCACAUCAGGCCGAGAGAAUGACACUGACAACAGGAAUAACAACAAGAGUGAUUGGGUGGUAUCAUUCACACCCACACAUUACAGUGCUGCCUUCUCAUGUUGAUGUGCGAACUCAGGCAAUGUAUCAACUUCUGGAUGCGGGGUUCAUCGGAUUGAUAUUUUCUUGUUUCAGUGAAGAUGCCCAAAAGGUUGGAAGAAUCCAGGUCAUUGCUUUCCAGUCACUAGAUGGGAAACAGAAGCACAUGCCAAGACCUGUACCCGUACCUCCAGUUACAAACAGUUCAAUCAUAGAGGUCGAAUCAUCUUGGAGCUCCUCAGAGAAUGCGUUGUCGACAUCAGGGUCUGCAAGGGGGGAAAGCUUUGAACAGGACACUGGUGAUUCGAGAUCAACUUCCAAAGCCACUAAGGUUGGGGGGAAAUCUUCGGACUUGGAGGAGUUCUUUUCUCAUGCCGACGUCAACUAUUCAGGAAGAGAAAAAAGAGGAGACUCAAAGAACCCAAUUGUUGAUGUAGAUCCAAUGGAUAUGUCCGCAAGUAUGCAGGAGGCCAUGCAUCGUUCGAAUUUGGACAUGAGCGGUGCAGAGUAUGUCAGGAAGGAAAUUCCUCUUCAAGUUUUGCCCGCCAGAUCCUUGCUAAAGAUUGAUUCACCUUUGACCUCAUUCACUCAACUGCAACAAGUUUUGUUUGAGGAGGAGCGGGCUGCAUAUAAUCAAGCCAUCUCAGAGAAUAUGCGGGAUGGAAAAACACACCCUUUUGCUUUCAUCCAUCACACAUCAACCUACCAGGCUUCUAUGUGCAAGUUAAUGGAAUAUUGUUUAAGCCCUGCUAUAAAUGCUCUCCAUGACCGCUUGAAGGAAAAUGAAAUUAGGCUAGCCAUGCUGAUGGAGGAAGCCAAGGUUUUGGAGGCUGAAGCGUUCGGUAAAGGGAACGAGUCGAGUUUGGAGUCCCCCCGACAUUUCCCGUCUCAUGGAUAUCGAGGCAGUUUUGCAAGUGGUCAGAGAGACCCACAUGCUUCGGCAGAAAAUGCCAGCAUAAGGAGCCCAUCUGGUAUUGGUAGUCGGAGCAGAAAGGCAUCCUAGUUUGUAUAGACUGCAGCAUAAUCUCAGCCCAAGCAUUUUGUAAGUGUUGCUUCUCUGGCCCCCUUUUCUUGUGGAAACUUGAUGCAAUUUUGGCUGUGUGGUGUAUGAUAUUUGGAUGACGAUAGGAUGCUGAAACGUGCUUCUUUACCUCUCCUAUAUAUAACAAGCGGAGAAGACAGGGUUGCAAGGGAAAAAAAUUGCACACAA